This is a messenger RNA of Branchiostoma floridae (Florida lancelet), 2972 nucleotides long. Its product is annotated as alpha-2-macroglobulin receptor-associated protein-like. The transcript has 7 exons. Gene Ontology annotation, molecular function: low-density lipoprotein particle receptor binding; receptor antagonist activity; heparin binding. Gene Ontology annotation, cellular component: endoplasmic reticulum; endomembrane system. Lineage: Eukaryota; Metazoa; Chordata; Leptocardii; Amphioxiformes; Branchiostomatidae. Bases 110 to 1117 code for a protein of 335 amino acids. Gene Ontology annotation, biological process: regulation of receptor-mediated endocytosis. The record is from RefSeq and is a predicted model, not a curated record.
GAGGUCAAAGGUUAAACGGGUGAUUCAAAGUCAGUGGGAAGCAGAGGACCGCACGCAGAUUAUACCCUACUCACUCACAGUUUGUUCGGCCAGGUCUUCGUCUAUCACCAUGAUAUCUUCACACUUUUAUGUUCACCUUGUCCUUCUAGUCGUCUGUGCCCAACUCUGCUUAACUGGAGCUGGCAAAUAUUCGAAAGAGAAGAACGAUUUUCACCCGAAGGAGAAGCGAGAUCGUGAGUUUCGCUCGGCAAAGGUGCAGGCCGCAUGGGAGAAGGCACAGAAGCUUGUGUCUGAGGCCAAGCUGGCCGAGCUCCACAGUGACCUGAAGUUACACGAGAUGGAAGAGUUCAAGUGGAAGAAACUGAAGGCAGAGGGGGGAGACCAGGAUGGAGAGAAGGAGGCAAACCUGAGAGAAAAUCUUCUUAAACUGAUGUCCAAGUAUGGGAUAGAUGGAGGCAAGUAUGAGCAAAUGAGAUCUAGAAAUGAUGUGGAGAUGAAUAUGAGGCAUGCCAAGGAUGCAGCCAGGGAGUUCACAGACCACAGGAUCAAGAAAAUCUGGAUGAAGGCGCAGAAGGCUGGAUUCUCCCCUGAGGAGUUGGAAGACUUAAGAACAGAACUGAAGCAUCACCAGGAGAAGGUUGAAGAAUAUCAAAUGAUGGCCAACGAGAUACCAGACUACAAAGAAAACACCAUUGAAGGAAGGGACAAGAAUGUAGAGUUGAAGCAGAAGUUUAGGGAACUCCGAGACGAUCUCGGCAAGCUGGAUCUAAAGAUAUCUUCUGGGUAUAAUGAUGAGAUGGACUUCAAAGAACCCAAAGUCAAGGAACUCUGGGCAGCCGCACUGAGGGGCAACUUCACGGAUGAUGAGCUUAAGUCUAUCAAGGAGGAACUCAGUCAUUUCCAGAAGAAGAUGGACAAACAUUCCCACUACAAGCAGGCUCUGGUGGCAUCUCAGCAGCAGAAGGAAGAUGUUGGGAAGGAACAGUUUCCACAGGAAAAGCAGGCACGACACGCCGACCUUCUGGACAAAGUUAAGGAUAUAGGAUACAAGGUCAAGAAACACUACAAAGACCUUCAUUACCGAAUCAACAAGGAGCUGCCGAUUGAUGAGCUGUGAGGAAGGGUACCUCAACAGCAAUGCUGCUACAGGCUGAAGAACUUGGGACAGAUAUUCUAUUGGCAAUACAAAAAUUAGACAUCUCAUAAUUUCCUUUAUAGGUCAUCAUGAAACACUAGAGAGAUCUUCGGUGCCAAAUGACUAUGGGACAACUAAUUGCCGAGCUGUGAUAAAAUUCUAUCCAUUACUAAAUAGCUCAGACUUGCGCUUGACAUUACAUCAAUGAGAAAAAAAGGAUUUAUAAAAUGAAAGGGUCUUUUACUGUCUCUCUGUUCUUCUGAUGUCAAAGAACAGCCAUAAAAAUGUAACAAGGAGCUGAAAUUGUGUUUAAAAACAAAUGUUACCAUGUAUAUAUGAUUGAGAAGUCCAUUCAGCACAAAUGUUGGAAAACUUAGAUUUGAUCAUCUUAAAGGAAAAUGAGAAAUUCAUGAUGUAAUUCAUGAUGCUAAUCAUUAAAAAACAAUGGACCAAGGGAAAUUUUGGCACUGGUUUCUCACAGCCUUAUCACAUAAGUAGUCCAGAAUGUACAAUCAAUAUCCACAGAGUAUCUUUUUAAAGGACAAUAAACAAGCUUUAAUUUCCAAUGAUACAUAAUGCAAUUGAUUAAGUAUUCACAGAAAUAUGAUCAGCUGAAAUCAACUUUUUGAACACACUGUUUUGAUCUAAAACAACUGAAGGAGCUUACAAGGGUAGAUAUAGAACUGUCAUAUAGAACUGUCAUUUACAUCUGUAACCAUUUUAGGAUAGUUAGAAAAAUUGAUUAUUGUGUCAUCAUUGAAUAAGCAUGAGUCAAAAGUCUAUUGGCAGAGUUUAUGGUGUUAUUUUUAAUGCAGUAUAGCCUGCAAUGCAUGACAUUGUGUUAUUAUUUUUAUUACCCACUUCAGUAAUCAACUCAAGGCAUGAUUCAGGACUGAUUAUCAUGAUACUAAAUUUUGUUACUGAAGACUAAAAGGGCUGUGUACUGAUACAGCGGUAAUGACAUUCACUUAAGUGUUCUUAUUUGAAUCUCUCAUGCACAUUGAAGAUACAGUCAAACCUGUCUAUAGUGGCCACACAAAGGACAAGAAAUGUGGCCACUAUAGAGAAAAUGCUGAUCAACUGACCAUGAGCAAUAAGUUACACAAGGUUUCAGUACCCACUGAUCUGACCGACAAAAAGUGACCGCAAUGGCCAGGUGACAGCUAAUAUUUGAUACAGGUUUGACUGUAUUAUCAAAGUAUGCAGUUUUUGGUCUGAGUAAAUUCUACUUUGUCACAAAUGAAAUAAAAGAUAACAAAGACUCUUCAAUUUUUUUUUAAACAAAUGGCUAGUAGAGAUAUUCUUAUUGACACAGGUGUUAUCAAAGAUAGAAAUGUUUGUAGUGUGUUAAACUUUAAAGACUGUUUUUGGUAUAGGUACUGUUCUGGACCUUAAUCUCUGGACUUUAAUUCACCUGUACUGUGACAUGAUUUAAGAUUUUCUGUAACCCUAGUUCACCUUUAUCCCCAGGGUACCAUAUAUCCAUUUGUUUUUAAAUAGGGUAUUUACUUGUGAUAUCAAGUUGACAGAUGGUGGUUUCAAACUGCAAUAUUUUCAUAAUAUUGUAAUUCAAAUCCACAGUGCUGAUUUGAUAUCCCUUAAUACCAGUUCUUAAUAAAAACAAGAGAUCUAGGUUACCCAGAUAAAGGUGAACUAUAGUUACCAGUACACAGCCUUAUGGAGGAACUAUUGUUGAAGAUUUGACCAAUUGUAUUCAAGAUGUUGGAAUGAUAACUGCUUUCAUUCCACUAUCAAUGUAAGUGUCAGCUGUCUAUGAUGUACAUGAUGAUAGUUGUGUUGAUUCCUUGGAUAGUAACAAAUGUCAUUUGCCAUUCCA